Messenger RNA from Gossypium arboreum, 1410 nucleotides. Its product is annotated as gamma-glutamylcyclotransferase 2-1-like. Gene Ontology annotation, biological process: glutathione catabolic process. The transcript has 10 exons. The coding region runs from base 198 to 884 and encodes 228 amino acids. Gene Ontology annotation, molecular function: gamma-glutamylcyclotransferase activity; glutathione specific gamma-glutamylcyclotransferase activity. The record is from RefSeq and is a predicted model, not a curated record. Gene Ontology annotation, cellular component: cytoplasm. Lineage: Eukaryota; Viridiplantae; Streptophyta; Magnoliopsida; Malvales; Malvaceae.
UUUUUUUGGGGGCGCCUGGGGAGCUAUAAAUACUCUGUUUCCCUCAUUUAUUCUCCAAAAACAAAUUCCAAAUGCACUAAGAGCCGGAAUCGGAGAAGAAAGAGAGAAAGUGGGGAUUCGUCUCUCUGUACUCACUUUUCCUGCCUCUACCGUCCUCUGCUUUCUCUCUUUCAUUUCUUACUAUUUUUUUUACAACUAUGGUUUUCUGGGUUUUUGGUUACGGGUCACUGGUCUGGAACCCGGGGUUUGAGUAUGAUGAGAAAGUCAUAGGCUUCAUCAAGGAUUACAAGCGUGCUUUUGACCUUGCAUGCAUUGAUCAUAGAGGUACACCAGAAAGUCCUGCAAGGACUUGCACCUUGGAACACAUUGAAGGAGCCGUAUGCUGGGGUGCUGCUUAUUGUGUUCGGGGCAGUUCUGAAAGGGAAAGAGCAGCAAUGGAGUACUUGGAGCGGAGAGAAUGUGAAUAUGAUCAAAAGAAUCUAGUGGAGUUCUACAAGGAAGCAGAUCCCCUGCAGCCUUUUCUAACCGGAGUUAUUGUUUUCACAUCUACUCCAGACAAAGUUUCAAACAAGUAUUAUUUGGGGCCUGCUCCCUUGGAGGAAAUGGCUAUGCAAAUCGCAACCGCUGUUGGACCCUGUGGAAACAAUAGAGAUUAUCUUUUCCUGCUGGAGAAGGCCUUGUUUGACAUAGGUCAUGAGGAGGACAUGGUUAUAGAGCUGGCAAAUGAAGUAAGGAAGGUGCUUGCAACAUUGGGGAAUGGGGUUUCCAAGGAGAAGCAGUUAGUAGGAUCUCCUCUGAAGAUGCCACUAAAAUCCCAAACCCAGACCUACAUCCCUACAAGUCAAUUGCUUCUGCUUCCCAAAGCUGUUGCAAUGGACUCCUAGCUUUUCAAAGAACUCUCUAGUCUCUAACAGAAGAGAAGGAGGCAUUUCAAAUUCGUUUAGAGGUCAUCAAAUGGGAAUCGCAGGAAAGCAAGUGAUAAGAUGAUAGAGAAGUUAUGAUAGUGUUGAUACCUAAAUUCUGAUAUUCUAUUGAAGAUUUAAAGGCAUUAUGAUUAGUCCAUUCAGUUCAAGUCUCGUCCAAACAAAUUAAAUAUUUUCUCUAUAUGGGUAUUCCUUGCCCCACAGUCCUCUCAAAGUUAUCACUUGCUAGCGUUAUCUAAAAGCAUGAGGUGCCACAGAUAAUGAUAUUCUGAUUAAGUACGAGUUUAAUGGGCAACAUACCUGCGGUUGAAAAAGUGUAUAUUAAUAUACAUUUAAAUAAUAUUUAAGGUAGUUAAUAUUAUUAUAUUUUAAUAAGUUAUCACUUUGAGCUGUUUAUAUCAUGCAUGUCUUUUGUGGUGGCGCAUAAAUGUAUUUUGAAAAUGAUGUGUACAAAGAACUUUUGUUUAUUAAGACUAUUUUGACAAGA